Prorocentrum cordatum is the source of this 876-nucleotide messenger RNA. The record is from the annotation of a GenBank genome assembly. NCBI's taxonomy places the organism in Eukaryota, Dinophyceae, Prorocentrales, Prorocentraceae.
AUGCGGCUGCCCGACGGCGACAAGCUGACUGGGAAUAUGUACCUGGACGGCCCCGCGGUGGAGCCCAGCUACGUCGCCUUGCGCAGAGCUGGGGCGAUCGCGCAGUGCGACGACGACGGCAACGUGGUGGCUGGCGUCUACGGCACCGCGCAGCGGGACCUGUGGCCGCAGCAGACGGACAAGGACGGCGAUGAUUUCGCGGUCUGGAUGCUGCGCAACUACGCGGGGGCAGCGGUGGUGGAGCUCAACGUCGAAUGCAGAUCCACGGUGUCAUGCCUGCGGCGCGGGCGCGCCUACGCCACGACCGCCAACAGGCUGAACACCCACCUGCGGGCGAGGGCCCACGCGGCCUUCGAGCAGGGGGCGUUCGCGGUGAACAAAGCGCAAGCACACUGCACCAGACAGGCCGUCCUGGAUGGGAAAUUGACCAAGGUCAAGCGGCGCGGCAACGUGCACGCCGACAGGCUGGUCAAGGCUUCGAUCGCCCUGCAGGGCAUCGAGGCCAAGGACACCGAGGGCAUGCCUGAGCGCGACGAGCGGCGCCACGUCCAGUCCGCGGAGCUUGCCGAGGAGCCCCCGGCCGACGAGCAGGAGGCGAACCGCAGGCGGCUCGGCUGCCCCGGCGACGACGAGGAGGAGGUCAUGGCGCGCCCCUGCCGCGGCGCCCACGCGCGGGUCGGAGAGGGCAGCGGGGCCCAGCCAAAACUGAAGAGCUCAGGCGUCGGGCACGCGCGGGCCACGGCAAUCAGGGUCUUGGCCAGCCAGCGGAGCCUCUGGGAGCAGGGCGCCCACCCUGCAGGGCGCCCAUGGCAGGCGCGGCAGCGGCAGCGGCGCCAGGAGAUGCGCGAGCUCCGCAAGGAGCAGGCAGUCCCCGAG